This is a messenger RNA of Penicillium alfredii, 3987 nucleotides long. RefSeq names its product Elongator subunit IKI3. The transcript has 9 exons. The record is from RefSeq and is a predicted model, not a curated record. Gene Ontology annotation, biological process: tRNA wobble base 5-methoxycarbonylmethyl-2-thiouridinylation. Gene Ontology annotation, molecular function: tRNA binding. Lineage: Eukaryota; Fungi; Ascomycota; Eurotiomycetes; Eurotiales; Aspergillaceae. The coding region runs from base 1 to 3987 and encodes 1328 amino acids. Gene Ontology annotation, cellular component: elongator holoenzyme complex; cytosol.
AUGCGCAACCUAAGAAAUGUGCGUCUUACGGAGACUCAAGUCCAGAGCGACCUCCCUCUGACUGCCACUGCCUGGGACACUUCGUCAGAUGCAGUAGUGGGCACCUUCGGGCCUACAGAGAACAAUGCAGUCAUCGAGCUGCGAAGGAAGCGUCCCGAGGUCACGUCUGCGGAACCGCUGACUCUCGAUGCCUUCGAAUGCAUUGCGUCCUGGGAUGCUCCAAGCCCGCUACCAGACCUUGCUUAUGAUCGAGUACUGUCGCUGCAUUAUUUUGCGGAUAACCUGACUGCCUGCUUGGUGCUAGAGGGCGGUGAUAUCGUCGUUGUGCGCGAGGAGCCCCUCCCCGGUGAGGACAAAAUUGAGAUUGUCGGCUCUGUCGAUGUGGGAAUCACCGCUGCUGCAUGGUCCCCGGACGAGGAACUACUGGCUCUCACGACUAGAGCCCGCACAUUCCUGUACAUGACCCGAGAGUUUGAGAAUGUGGCCGAGAUUACUUUCACGCCAAAUGAUAUGCGGGCCUCGCAGCAUGUAUCUGUGGGCUGGGGAAAGAAAGAGACGCAGUUCCAAGGAAAGCGAGCCAAAGCUCUGCGAGACCCAACGGUCCCGGAGAAAAUCGACGAGGGCAAAUUGAGCAGUUAUGAUGAUGCCAGCACGACGAUCAGCUGGCGGGGCGAUGGUGCCUAUGUCGCAGUUAACAGUGUUGAGACGGGAAUCCGCCGUGUCAUCAGAGUGUACUCCAGAGAAGGCACUCUGGACAGUGUGAGUGAGCCGGUCGACGGGCUAGAAGGUGCUCUCAGUUGGCGGCCAUAUGGAAACCUGAUCGCAGGAAUUCAACGCCUGGACGACCGCAUCGAUGUGGUGUUCUUCGAACGAAAUGGCCUACGCCAUGGCCAAUUUUCUCUGCGUCUGACUGAGGCCGAGCGACAGUCCUGGGCCUCGCAGAUUCACUUGGCUUGGAACAUCGACUCCACUGUGCUUGCCGUUCGGUUCAAGGACCGAGUCCAAUUCUGGACCGUGGGCAACUAUCACUACUAUCUCAAACAAGAGAUCCCGAUUGUGGUAGACCCCGAAUACCCGUUUCCGUUCUCUUUUGAAUGGCACCAAGAGAAAGCAUUGCGCGUAGUCGCCGGUUCUUCAGGCUCGAUAUUGGAUUUGGGCUAUGUCUUCGACAUUAGCCACGGGUCCACUGUGAUUCCAGAUGAUGUAGGAGCUGUCGCUGUCAUUGAUGGGAGGAUUCUCAAGCUUUCACCGUUGCGACUGGCUGGGGUUCCACCUCCAAUGGCACAUAAUGAACUGACGCUCGACUCUAACAUCAUUGACGUUGCAUUCAGCAAGUCAGGCACUCGCAUUGCUGUUUUGAUGAGCGACAGGUUUUCCGUUUUCCUGUGGUCUUUGAAGAGUCGUCCAGUCGCUGUGCCCAUUCUCGAAUCCAGCUAUCCACUAUCAGAUGCGCCGGCCAGCCGGCCCAGACAAAUUGCUUUUCUGAACGACAACGAAGUUUACGUGCUCAAGGACAGUGCACCGAGCACGAGUCAUAUUGAGCGGACGAUGCUGGAGAUACGGGUGACUCAAGUCGUUUACCAAGCUUCCGAUGCACAGCAACUUUCUUCGAUCUUCCCAGGCAUUGGGCAUCAAGCUCUGUGGUUCUCACAUGCUCGCCAGGCGGGACGCCCUGUCGCCUACUCGAACAUUAGUGCGCCAGCAGGCGAGGAGGUUGAAGUUUCUUUGUGGGCCGAGAGUCCCAACGUUGAGACACACUGGGCCCGUGCCGUUUCGAUUUCCGAAAAUGAGCGGAUACUGGUGACAAUGACAAGAACUGGAGCCUUGUAUGCGAACAAGCGAGUGAUUGCGAAGAACUGCACAUCGUUCCUCGUGACUCCCGCUCAUCUCCUGUUCACCACGUCUCAGCACUUACUGAAAUUUGUUCAUCUCAAUCGGGUCGAAGAAAUGGAAGUGCCGGGUGAUACCCCAGAAACGGAUGAGCGGUGCAGAAGCAUCGAACGUGGUUCGAAAUUGGUCUCGGUGAUGCCAUCGAUCUUCGCCGUGGUUCUUCAGGCGCCUCGAGGAAAUAUCGAAACUAUCUUCCCACGCGCGUUGGUGCUGGCUGGAAUCCGCACCUUUAUCGACCAGAAGAACUACCGGGCCGCGUUCCUGGCUUGCCGAAGCCAGAUGGUUGAUCUGAACAUUCUCCAUGAUUAUGCUCCCCAGCAGUUCAUGGAGAAUAUUCAACUGUUUAUUGACCAAGUAAAGAAGAUCGACUACAUUGACGAUUUUCUCUCUCGCUUAAUAGAGGACGAUGUUUCCCAAACGCUCUACAAAGACACUCUCAAGAUCUCCAAGACUGAAUCUGCAGCUGCUACUCAAUUGGAAACCCAAGCGGCACCCUUGCUGCCCAAGACUACCAAGAAAGAGAGCAAGGUCAACCAAAUUUGCGACUCAUUCCUCGCGGUCCUUCAAGGUCGCGUGGACACCAACUUGCAGAAUCUGGUGACGGCACAUGUGUGCAAAUCGCCCCCCGACCUGGAGGCGGGCCUGGAACUGGUCGCAGGUCUCCGAACCCAAAAUGCGGAACAGGCAGAAGAUGCCAUUGAGCAUAUGUGCUUCUUGACUGACGCCCAUCAGCUCUACUCACAUGCCCUGGGCCUAUACGAUUUGGAGCUUACUCUGCUGGUUGCCCAACAAGCGCAGAUGGACCCCCGCGAGUAUCUUCCGUUCCUCCGCAAGUUGCAGCAGCUGCCGGAGCUUCGGCGUCAAUUCGAGAUCGAUAAUCACCUCGCCCGUUUUGCUAAGGCUUUGAAACACCUGUAUGCUCUCAACGCACAUGACGAGAUCCAGCCAUAUGUCACCAAGCAUAUUCUGUACAAGGAGGCUCUUGAGAUCUACAAGUACCAGGCCGAGCAACAACAGGAAAUCACACAUCUCUAUGCCGACUAUCUCCAAACGCAGUCAAACUACAAGGAUGCAGCAGUCGCGUACGAGUCUCUUGCCAUAUACCACGAGGCCUACAGGUGCUAUAACCUGGCCCACAUGUGGCGCGAGUCCCUGUACUGCGCUAUGAUGGCCUCUCUCUCGGAGGAGGACCUGGUUGCGCAUAUCACCAACCUGGCAUCGACGCUAGUCGACGAGUCCCGAGACUACGUGUCCGCAGCGACCAUCCACGCAGAGCAUUUGUACGACGUCGUCACAGCCGCACGUCUCCUGUGCCGGGGCUCGAAGUUCGCCGAUGCCGCACGGCUCCUCACACUGCACAAAAAACAGGAUUUGGUAGCAGAUAUCGUGGACACAGGACUUGCCGAGGCAAUGGGCUCCAUGACCGACUUACUCGCCGACUGCAAGUCACAGGUGAACGCCCAGGUCCCGCGAGUCCGCGAGCUGCGCCAGCUUCGUGCCGCCGACCCACUCGCCUUUUACGGCGGCGACCCAACAGCCGGCGAGGCCGGCGCCGACAUCCCCGACAACGUAUCUCUAGCCCCAACCGAGACGUCGACGCUGGCCGGCCGCACCAUGUUCACGCGCUACACCAAUAAAACAGGCAUGUCGCGGCAGACAUCGCGCACGCGCCGCCGCGAGGAGCGCAAGCGUGCUCGCGGCAAGAAGGGCACUGUCUACGAGGAGGAGUAUCUUGUCAACAGUAUCCGUCGGCUGAUCGAGCGGAUCAACUCCAGUGUCCCUGAAGUCGAGUCUCUGGUUGAUGCACUGUUGCGUCGCGGCAUGCGCGAGCGAGCUGCGGCUAUUGGUAAAGCGCUUGAAGAGGUUUCGGCCAUGUGUGCCGACUGCCGUGACGAGAUUUUCGAGGUCCCUGAGGCUCCAACGGAGCAGAAUCCCGAUACCAUGGAGGAAAGAUUACAUCCUGAAGAGACGAUCCCGCUACAUGGCGGCUCUGCUGUUCUCGCGGAGAGCGCUGCCAUUGUGGGCGGUACUGCGCCUGGACGUGGGAAGGAUUUGCCUACCGUUAAAGAGAUCAAAAAGUCCUCGUUGCUUGUUUGA